AGCGCCGCCAGCACCAUGCAGCGGCAGCCCGCGCGCGCUGUGCGCAGCGCCUGUGCGGGUCUGGCCCUGGCCUUCCUGUGCACAGGUCCUUGGCUCGCCGCCGCCCUUGCUCCGUGGGGACAGGAAGCUCAGUGCGAAGUGUGUAAAGGAUUUUUGGACAGAUUUUACAACUCAUUAAAAGAAAAACAUUCUGACUUCACCAUGGCCACCAUAGAGAAAGAACUGGUUAACAGCUGCAUGGAUACAAAAGGAAAAGAACACCGCUUGUGCUAUUACAUUGGGGCAACAAGCGAUGCAGCCACGAAGAUCAUCAGUGAGGUCAGCCGCCCAAUGAGUGCUCAUGUGCCUGUGUCGAAGAUAUGCGAGAAACUGAAGAAGAAUGACAUUCAGAUCUGUGAGCUCAAAUAUGAAAGGAAACUGGACUUAAACUCGGUGGAUCUCUCCAAGAUGAGAGUGGCUGAGCUGAGGAAGAUCCUGGAUAGCUGGGGAGAAGUGUGCAGAGCAUGCAUAGAGAAAACAGACUUUGUGAACUUGAUUAAGGAGGUGGCACCUAAGUAUACGCCUACAAACCCCAAAUCUGACCUUUGAUACUUGUGCCAACCUAGUGCUUCCUAUGGUAGGUCAUCUCUCUGUGCACAAAGAAUGACUGACAAUGGAAUAGCUGAGCUAAAAAACUUACUUGGUUACAACUCACAAGUGCUAAAAAAUGGAGUUAUUAUUAAUAAUUGCUUAUCUAGCACCACAGAAGGGCACAGUACUUUACAGACAAGACAGAGUCACUGCAUCAAAGAACAUAAUAUAUAAGAAUCAAAUUGUAUUUGUAUUGCCAUAGCAAAUAGAGUCCUCAGCCCCACAGUGCUAGCACUGUACACACACAAAACAAAAAAAUGGCCCCUGCCCCAGAAAUCUUUUACUUUAAAGUAGAAGAGGAGAGACCAAACCCCACCCCCCUACACAAACCUCAAACAGACCUUUAGCUAAACCAGUGUAAUGUGUGUAGACAAUCUUAGGGCUUGUACGGCUUUCACCAUAUUGGUUUAAAAACCAUUAAAUAUUAUUGACAAAAUACUAUUAUUUUCCAUGACAUAAUAUAUACAGUUAUAAGCAAUUUGAUAAUAGUAUAACUGCAUCCACAGUAGAGGGUUGCAUCAGUUCAACUACAUUGGUUUCUAAACCAAUCUGUUUAAGUCAAUACACAAACUGUGUGGAGACCAGCCCUUGUGUCUAUUCAAACCUGGCUUGUAUUGAUAUAGUUUGUAAUGCGCAGGUACAACUUGUACAUUCAUGCACACCUUUCAACUGCUGCAGUGAAUGAGGCAGGGGCCUUACAACCAGCAUUCUGUAGUGAAUGAGGCUGUUACCUCAUCCACUGUCCAUCUUGUGCAUUUCCAAUCCUAGGUCGACACCUUGAUAUAUUCAGGGAAGAGCAAUAUUUUUAUUUAAGGAGUUUGGAAACAGAGAAAUUAGAGGCGGAAAAGACUAUUUGAUUAUUUAGUGUAUUCCUCCUUCUAGUUGAGGUACUCCAGGGGGUCCAUAGGCCCUGCUGAUUAACUCCUCCCCCUC
Chelonoidis abingdonii (Abingdon island giant tortoise) is the source of this 1563-nucleotide messenger RNA. It is a transcript of the gene CDNF, whose product is annotated as cerebral dopamine neurotrophic factor. Gene Ontology annotation, biological process: dopaminergic neuron differentiation; neuron projection development. The record is from RefSeq and is a predicted model, not a curated record. Lineage: Eukaryota; Metazoa; Chordata; Testudines; Testudinidae. Gene Ontology annotation, cellular component: endoplasmic reticulum.